This is a messenger RNA of Aphidius gifuensis, 4338 nucleotides long. It is a transcript of the gene GluClalpha, whose product is annotated as glutamate-gated chloride channel. The record is from RefSeq and is a predicted model, not a curated record. Lineage: Eukaryota; Metazoa; Arthropoda; Insecta; Hymenoptera; Braconidae. Gene Ontology annotation, molecular function: chloride channel activity; transmembrane signaling receptor activity; extracellular ligand-gated monoatomic ion channel activity. Gene Ontology annotation, biological process: signal transduction; chemical synaptic transmission; regulation of membrane potential. The transcript is spliced from 11 exons. The coding region runs from base 706 to 2034 and encodes 442 amino acids. Gene Ontology annotation, cellular component: neuron projection; synapse; membrane.
AUAGUUUCUGUAGUUCCUGUAUUCAACGGUUUGGAGCUGGUGGAGCUGGUACACAUACAACACAGCCACCAAAAAUUUUAAGUGAGACAGAGAGAGAAUAAAUGCAAGGAACCGAACAACGAGCUACCACCAACUACGUCGACGUCGACGACUUCGACGGACGCCAGUCAGUCCAGGCGACGAUUCCCUCGAGGUAGGACGUGGUGUAGAGAUUUUUAUCUCUCUACUAAAAUCACCACUACUACUACUACUACCAAUAUACAACAAUAAUAAUAAAAUAUAAUAAUAACACUAAUAAUAAUAGUAAUAAUAAUAAUAAUCAUCAUAACAAAAAUAAUAACACACAUACACAUAUAUAUAUAUAUAUUUAUACAGAUACUGACACACAUUUUCAUUUCACUCAUUUGCUCCUGCUCACUGGCUCAUUGCCUCCUCUUUUCUUCUUUUAUUUAUUUUUCUAUUUUUUUACCUUAUUCACUUUUUCAUCCCCUAUCUAAAAAUUUUACCAGCCCUUGUCACAUUGCCACACCACCAACAGUGCUCCCUCUCUCAUACUGAAAUACUCCUUCCAACAUCAAGGACCAACAAACAACACAAUAUCCUGUAUAUCACAUCAACUCAGUCAUAUCGGGGGGCGCCAUGUCACCAUCGACACGACGUACUCUUGGAAUUGCCUAGGAUUUUCCUUCCCUCCAGGCCGCCGCAAUGUGGCCUGGAGUACUACCGUUGGUAGCUGUACUGAUAACCCUGCUACAUCCUUCAGGAUGUACGCAUACGGGAAAGGUCAACUACCGGGCGAAGGAGAAAGAGGUGCUCGACGACAUUCUCGGAGAAAAAACAUACGAUGCCCGUAUUCGGCCAAGCGGGGAAAACGGAACAGAUGGUCCGACAAAUGUCCACGUCAACAUCUAUCUCCGUUCAAUCAGCAGAAUAGAUGAUUAUAAUAUGGAAUACUCGGUGCAGUUGACAUUUCGAGAACAAUGGUUGGAUGAACGACUUAAAUUCAACGACUAUGGCGGGAGAUUAAAAUACUUGACACUAACCGAGUCAACGAGAGUUUGGAUGCCUGAUCUUUUUUUUUCAAAUGAAAAAGAAGGUCAUUUUCAUAAUAUAAUUAUGCCAAAUGUUUACAUACGAAUAUUUCCAAAUGGAAAUGUACUGUACAGCAUAAGAAUAUCACUGACGUUGUCAUGUCCAAUGAAUUUGAAAUUGUAUCCUCUGGAUCGUCAAACUUGUUCGUUACGUAUGGCUAGCUAUGGCUGGACAACUGAUGAUCUUGUAUUUGUAUGGAAAGAAGGCGAUCCCGUCCAAGUUGUUAAAAAUUUACAUCUUCCAAGAUUUACAUUGGAAAAAUUUCUCACUGAUUAUUGCAAUAGUAAAACAAAUACAGGUGAAUACAGCUGUCUAAAAGUGGAUUUACUGUUCAAGAGAGAAUUCAGUUACUAUCUAAUACAAAUAUACAUUCCUUGUUGUAUGCUUGUCAUUGUAUCUUGGGUAUCCUUUUGGUUGGAUCAAAGUGCUGUACCAGCUAGAGUAUCACUAGGUGUAACAACACUACUAACAAUGGCAACACAAACAUCAGGAAUAAAUGCAUCACUGCCACCUGUCUCUUAUACGAAAGCCAUUGACGUAUGGACAGGCGUUUGUCUGACCUUUGUAUUUGGAGCACUUCUUGAAUUUGCUCUUGUAAAUUAUGCCUCUCGAAGUGACAUGCAUAGAGAAAAUAUUAAAAAGAAAUAUCGUGAAAUUGAACACUCAUCAUCAGUUGAAGAACCUGAUGGUACAGCUAAUUUUCAAAUGAAGCCUCUAGUCCGACACCGGGAGGAUACGAUGUUAAUGGAUAAGAUGCGCCAGUGCGAAAUUCACAUGCAACCGCAGAAAAAAAACUGCUGCAGGUCGUGGCUUUCCAAGUUCCCGACGAGGUCCAAGCGCAUCGAUGUAAUAUCACGGAUAGUCUUCCCCCUCGUAUUCGCACUGUUCAACCUCGCGUACUGGUCAACGUACCUGUUUCGCCAGGAAACGGAAGACGAGUAAAUAAUGAAGAGGAGGAGGAUGAUGAUACGCUUGGAUCAAGGGAUGUGGCUCGCGGCCAUCUCUAUCAUUCUCAUUCACGUCAUCAUCAUAAUAAUAAUAAUAAUCAUCAUCAUCAUUAUCAUUUUAAUGAAAAUCGUACGAAUCAUCAUCAUAAUACAAAAAAUUCAUACAAUCGUCAACGUUCACGUCAUAAUAAUCAGCAGUCACCAACAUUAUCAACAACAAAUGGGGAUAUCGAUGGUGGUGGAUCAUGUGGAUCACCAGAUGCAACAUCACAACGUCUACCAUCAAGAAGAAGCUCAACAUCACCAACAUCAUCGAGAAUGUUAACACCAUCACCACCACCAAUACACAUUAAAAGCAAUGGUAAAAAAGGACGUAAAUUUUCACAUUUACCAUUAUCACAAACUGAAAAAUGUUGUUUUGGUAUAUUACCAAGAAGAUGGUUUACAUGCCAUGCAAAAGGUUCAGCAAGAAUUGAUGUACUUGCACGUUUUGCAUUUCCCCUUAUGUUUGUUUUUUUCAAUUUCGCAUAUUGGUCAAUGUAUCUAUUUCGAAAUGAAGAUAAUGAAAAAAUGAGCUGAAAAAUGACUGUAUAUUUACGUAAGAAUAAAUCUGGAGUAGGAUAAUUUGAAAAAAAAAAAACAAAAAAAAAAUUUUAAAUUUUUUUAAAUUAAAAGGUUUUUUAAAUUAUAAUACAAGUCAAAUUUAUUUGACGAGAAAUGGGAACGAAUUUUUUAAUACAAAAAUAAAUAAAUAAUAAAAUUUAAAAAAAAAAAAAAUUUAAAAAUAUCUACUAUUGGUUUUGUGUCCUUGUAUAUUCUCUACCUGAUGCUGCUCAAAAUAUAAAUUUUUUUAUAAAUUUAAUAAUGAGAAGUAUUGGUAAAUAAUAGAAUAAGGACAUUUUCCAUAAUCAAAUGCUCAAAGAUAUUAGGAAAAAAGAAAAAAAAAAGAAAAGAAAUUUAAAAAUAAUAAUAAAAAAAAAAAGUUAUAAUGAUUUAAAAAAAAAAAUUAAACAAAUUCCGGGAACAUUUCUCUGUAAGCACAAACGAAUUUUGGGCGAGAACGAAAUCAUUUGUGUGAAUGGAUUCGUAUAGCAUUAUUAAAUUGAGAUUGACCGCGUGCCACAAAGUGACAUUAACAUUAGAGCCUUGUAUAGCCACGGCCUUUCACGAAAAUAAAUUAAAAUAAUAAUAAUAUUUAAUAAUAAAUAAAUCAUGAAAAAAUAAAAUGAAAAAAAAUGAAAUAUGAAAAUAAAUUUAUAAGUAUUAAUACCUAUGUAUUAACAAGUAACUUGUUAAAAUACUGACUCCUUUAUAUAUUAAAAAAAAAAUUAAAUUAAUAACUAAACGUGAAAUAAAAGUAGAUUUUCUAGCCUCACGAUAAAACUUCGUUAUGCUUACAAUUAAAUUGAUAUACUAAGAGCUUUUUUUUUAGCGAAUACAUUACGAAUUUAAUAAUAAAAAUUAUAUAUUAAAAAGAAAAACAAAAAAAAAAAAAAAACAUCUUGCAUUAACGAUAUUAUUUCGGAGGCUAGCAAGAUUCUCUCUUCGUAGGAAAAAAGAAAAUUAAUUAUUAAAAAAAUAAACGAAUUAAAAAAUAAUUAAAAAAAAAAAAAAAUGAAUUUAAAUAAUUCCAUUUAAAAUUUGACGUGGAAUUUUAUUUAUAAUUCAAAAUGACAAAGACCUAAAAACACAUAAAAUACUCAACUGAAUUGUUGACAAAAAAAAAAAAUAAUUGAAAAAAUGAAAAAUGAGAUUUUACAGGAUCUAUUUAGUUGAUUUUUAAAAAAAUAUAUUUAUUCGGUUUUUUAAUUUAAUUUUAUAAACCAUGAUAACGUGAUAAAUGAGUGACAAAUAGGCUACUGGUAUAGAAAAUUCAAUGGAUGAAGAUCCGGCAAAUUAAACUACUAUAAAAAAAAAAAAAAUGAAUAACAAUAAAAAUAGAAUGAAGAAGUGGCUUGAAUAGUUUGUCAACAAAGCACGAUGAAUGGAUGACACGAAUUUAUAUCAUUGCCUUGAAAAAGUGGGUAGGGUAACAAGGGCAAAAUACAAAUGUCGAUAAACCAUUAAUUUCGAAAAAAAAAAAAAUCAAGAGCAAUGAUAUCACGUUCCAGUUGUUAAAAAAAAAAAAAAUAUUUAUAUUUGUGCCUCGAAUUAAAAUUAUUAUCUAUAUUUUUAUUUUGUUUAUUUAAUAAUUUAUAUAAAUUUAUUUGCUGUUUCAUCGACGUCGAACAUUGAUACCAAUCUUUUACAUUAAAAAAAAAUUUUUAUCAAAAAAAAAAAAAUCAUGAAUGGUUGUCGA